AUGCAAACAGAAUCUCAAACAACGAAGUUACGGAGUACGAAAACAACGGUUACAAGCGUUGCAACUCCAGAAGCAACAAACACAGAACGAACGACUAUCGAACCAAAGACAGCGAAUACGGAACCAACAACUACAGAACCAACAACUACAGAAGCAACAACUACAGAACCAACAACUACAGUACCAACAACAACAGAACCAACAAAUACAGAACCAACGACAACAGAACCAACAACAACAGAACCAACAACUACAAAACCAACAAAACCAGAACCAACAACUCCAGAACCAACAACAACAGAACCAACAACUACAAAACCAACAAAACCAGAACCAACAACUCCAGAACCAACAACAACAGAACCAACAACUACAAAACCAACAACUACAGAAUCAACAAUUACAGAACCAACAACUACAGAACCAACAACUAAAGAACCAAAAACUACCGAACCAACGACUACAGAACCAACGACUAUAGAACCAACGACUACAGAACCAACAACAACCGAACCAACAACUACAGAACAAACAACUACCGUACCAACAACUACAGAACCAACAACUACAGACCCAACAACAACAGAACCAACAACUACAGAAACAACAACUAGAGAACCAACGACUACAGAACCAACAACUAUAGAACCAACAACUACAGAACCAACAACUAGAGAACCAACAACUAAAGAACCAACAACAACAGAACCAACAACUAGAGAACCAACAACUAAAGAACCAACAACAACAGAACCAACAACUACCGAACCAACAACUAGAGAACCAACAACUACACAACCAACAACUACAGAACCAACAACCACAUACCUAACACCUACAGAACCAACAACCACAGAACCAACAAAUACAGAACCAACAACCACAGAACCAACAAAUACAGAACCAACAAAUACAGAACCAACAACCACAGAACCAACAACUACAGAACCAACAACCAUAGAACCAACAACCACAGAACAACCAACAACUAGAGAACCAACAACUAAAGAACCAACAACAACAGAACCAACAACUACAAAACCAACAAAACCAGAACCAACAACUCCAGAACCAACAACAACAGAACCAACAACAACAGAACCAACAACAACAGAACCAACAACUACAAAACCAACAAAACCAGAACCAACAACUCCAGAACCAACAACAACAGAACCAACAACUACAAAACCAACAAAACCAGAACCAACAACUCCAGAACCAACAACAACAGAACCAACAACUAGAGAACCAACAACUAGAGAACCAACAACUACACAACCAACAACUACAGAACCAACAACCACAUACCUAACACCUACAGAACCAACAACCACAGAACCAACAAAUACAGAACCAACAACUACAGAACCAACAACUAGAGAACCAACAACUAGAGAACCAACAACUAAAGAACCAACAACAACAGAACCAACAACUACAGAACAAACAACCACAGAACCAACAACUACAGAACGAACAACUACAGAACCAACAACUAGAGAACCAACAACUAGAGAACCAACAACUAAAGAACCAACAACAACAGAACCAACAACUACAAAACCAACAAAACCAGAACCAACAACUCCAGAACCAACAACAACAGAACCAACAACUUCAGAACAAACAACUACCGAUUCAACAACCACAGAACCAACAACCACAGAACCAACAACUAGAGAACCAACAACUAAAGAACCAACAACAACAGAACCAACAACUAGAGAACCAACAACUAAAGAACCAACAACAACAGAACCAACAACUACAAAACCAACAAAACCAGAACCAACAACUCCAGAACCAACAACAACAGAACCAACAACUACAGAACAAACAACCACAGAACCAACAACUACAGAACAAACAACAACCGAACCAACAACUACAGAACCAACAACUACAGAACCAACAACCACAUACCUAACAACUACAGAACCAACAACCACAGAACCAACAACCACAGAACCAACGACUACAGAACCAACAACUACAGAACCAACAACUACAGAACCAACAACUACAGAACCAACAACUACAGAACCAACAACUACAGAACCAACAACUACAGAACCAACAACUACAGAACCAACAACUACAGAACCAACAACUACAGAACCAACAACUACAGAACCAACAACUACAGAACCAACAACUACAGAACCAACAACUACAGAACCAACAACUACAGAACCAACAACUACAGAACCAACAACUACAGAACCAACAACUACAGAACCAACAACUACAGAACCAACAACUACAGAACCAACAACUACAGAACCAACAACUACAGAACCAACAACUACAGAACCAACAACUACAGAACCAACAACUACAGAACCAACAACUACAGAACCAACAACUACAGAACCAACAACUACAGAACCAACAACUACAGAACCAACAACUACAGAACCAACAACUACAGAACCAACAACUACAGAACCAACAACUACAGAACCAACAACUACAGAACCAACAACUACAGAACCAACAACUACAGAACCAACAACUACAGAACCAACAACUACAGAACCAACAACUACAGAACCAACAACUACAGAACCAACAACUACAGAACCAACAACUACAGAACCAACAACUACAGAACCAACAACUACAGAACCAACAACUACAGAACCAACAACUACAGAACCAACAACUACAGAACCAACAACUACAGAACCAACAACUACAGAACCAACAACUACAGAACCAACAACUACAGAACCAACAACUACAGAACCAACAACUACAGAACCAACAACUACAGAACCAACAACUACAGAACCAACAACUACAGAACCAACAACUACAGAACCAACAACUACAGAACCAACAACCACAGAACCAACAACCACAGAACCAACAACCACAGAACCAACAACUAAAGAACCAACAACUACAGAACCAACAACCACAGAACAAACAACUACAGAACCAACAACUACAAAACCAACAACCACAGACCUAACAACUACAAAACCAACAACUACAAAACCAACAACCACAGAACCAACAUCCACAGAACAAACGACUACCGAACCAACAACUACAGAACCAACAACCGCAGAACCAACAACCUCAGAACCAAAAACAAGAGGACCAACAACCACAAAACCAACAACUACAGAACCAACAACCACAGAACCAAUAACCACAGAACCAACAACUACAGAACAAACAACCACAGAACCAACAACUACAGAACCGACAAUUAGAAAACCAACAACUACAGAACCAACAACCACAGAACCAACAAAAAGAGAACCAACACCCACAGAACCAACAACUACAGAACUAACAACCACAGAACCAACAACUACAGAACCAAUAACCAUAGAAUCAACAACCACAGAACUAACAACCACAGAACAAACAACCACAGAACCAACAACUGCAGAACCAACAAUUAGAAAACCAACAACUACAGAACCAACAACUACAGAACCAACAACUACAGAACCAACAAUUACAGAACCAACGACUACAGAACCAACAAUAUCAGAACCAAUAACUACAGAACCAACGACUACAGAACCAACAACUAUAGAAUCAACAACUACAGAACCAACAACUACAGAACCAACAACUACAGAAUCAACAACUACAGAAUCAACAACCACAGAACCAGCAACCACAGAACCAACAACUACAGAACCAACAACUACAGAACCAACAAUUACAGAAUCAACAACUACAGAAUCAACAACCACAGAACCAACAACUACCGAACCAACAACUAUAGAAUCGAUAACCACAGAACCAACAACUACAGAAUCAACAACCACAGAACCAACAACUACAGAACAAACAACUACCGAACCAACAACUACAGAACCAACAACUACAGAACCAACAACCACAGCACCAACGACUAAAGAACCAACAACUACAGAAUCAACAACCACAGAACCAACAACUACAGAAUCAACAAUUACAGAACCAACAACUACAGAAUCAACAAACACAGCACAAACAACUACAGAACCAACAACUACAGAAUCAACAACCACAGAACCAACAACUACAGAACAAACAACUACCGAACCAACAACUACAGAACCAACAACUACAGAACCAACAACCACAGCACCAACGACUACAGAACCAACAACUACAGAACCAACGACUACAGAACCAAUAACUACAGAACCAACAACUACAGAACCAACGACUACGGAACCAACAACUAGGGAACCAACAACUACAGAACCAACAACUACAGAACCAACAACUACAGAACCAACAACCACAGAACCAACAACCACAGAACCAACAACUACAGAACCAACAACCACAGAACCAACAACUACAGAACCAACAACCACAGAACAAACAACUACAGAACCAACAGCUGCAGAACCAACUACGGCUACAGCCAUGACUCUCUCGACCACCAACUAUACCGACUUCAGCAACUGUACCUCCUACGACUACAACUGUACCUCCUACGACUACAACUGUACCUCCUACGACUACAACUGUACCUACUACGACUACAACUGUACCUCCUACGACUACAACUGUACCUCCUACGACUACAACUGUACCUCCUACGACUACAGCUGUACCUACUACGACUACAACUGUACCUCCUACGACUACAACUGUACCUCCUACGACGGCAACAACUGUACCGACGACGGCAACAACUGUACCGACGACGGCAACAACGGAUGUUCCGACCACGGCAACAGUAACUGUACCGACCACGGCUUCAACAACUGUACCGCCUAUGACUACAACAACUGUACCGACCACGGCAACAACUGUACCGACCACCGCACCAACAAAAGUUUCAACAGCAGGCAAGAAACAACCGAAGUCCUGUCAGAAAUUAAGCAUGGACAGACAGCAAUAAAGUCGACAACACAGUCAGCAACUACAUUCGAGACAACAACAAAGUCUAAAACUGCAUUUGAAUCGACAACAGACUCUUCAGCUGCAAAAAAGCAGACAACACAGUCUGCAACACAGUCAACUACUCAGUCAACAACUUCAAUAAUGCCGAAAACGCAGGCCUCAACUACAGAAGAAUCAGCAACCACUAUAGAUCCGACCACACGGCCCACAACUACGAAAGCGACUACACAGCCCACCACAACAAUAGGAAAGGCAACACAAUCCACAACUACAACAGAACCGACAAUACAGUCCACAACAACGAAUAAGCAGACAACACAAUCUACAACAACACUUGAAGCGACAACACAGUCCGAAGCUACAAUAGAACCAACAUCACAAUCCACAGAUACAACACAACCGACAAUACAGUCCACAACUACAAAACAACGGACAACACAGUCCAAAACUACAAAACAACCGACAAUACAGUCCAAAACUACAAAACAACCGACAACACAGUCCAAAACUACAAAACAACCGACAACACAGUCCACAACUACAAUAGAUGCGACAACACAGUCCACAACUCCAAAACAACCGACAACACAGUCCACAACUACAAAAGAACCGACAACACAGUCAACAACACUGUCCAAGAAUACAAAAGUACAGACAACAUAUUCCACAACUUCAUUAGAACCGUCAACAGAAUCCAUAGCUACAAAAAAACAGACAACGCAGUUCACAACUAGAAUAGAACCGACAAUACAGUCGUCAGCUACAAAACAACCGACAACACAGUCUACAACUCCGAGAGAACAGACAGCACAGUCAACAAAUACAAAAGAGCCGUCAACAACUUCCAAACAACCUACAACACAGUCCACAGCGACAACAUCGACAACACAGUCAACAACUACAAUAGAAACAACAAAUCAGUCCUCGACUUCAAAACAUACGACAAUACAAUCCAAAGCUACAAAAGAACCGACAACACUGUCAAAUUGUACCUACAUCACUACCUCCUACUACAACUUUUCCUACAACACUACCGCCUACUACAACUGUUCCUACAACACUGCCUUCUACUACAACUGUACCUACAACACUCCCCCCUACUACAACUGUUCCUACAACACUAUCUCCUACUACAACUGUAUCUACAACGUUACCUCCUAG
Molecule: messenger RNA, 6033 nt
Organism: Mizuhopecten yessoensis (Yesso scallop)
Lineage: Eukaryota; Metazoa; Mollusca; Bivalvia; Pectinida; Pectinidae
Product: mucin-2-like
Exons: 5
Coding region: 1-6033 (2010 amino acids)
Cellular component (GO): extracellular exosome
Source: RefSeq, a predicted model, not a curated record